Molecule: messenger RNA, 843 nt
Organism: Phytophthora infestans T30-4
Lineage: Eukaryota; Oomycota; Peronosporomycetes; Peronosporales; Peronosporaceae
Exons: 2
Coding region: 1-591 (196 amino acids)
Source: RefSeq, a predicted model, not a curated record
AUGCUUGAGCGCGGCCCCGAGGCGCUCAACCGCUACCUAGCGUCGAGCUUCGAGCCAUCCAUCGGUAGCGAGAUGCCGCAGCUGGAAGUGCGCUACAAGAAUCUGUCGGUGACAGCCGUGUUGGAAGUGCAAGAUGUGCACCCCAAACGGCUUGGUAUGGACACUGCGGUGUACGCGGAAUACGCGCUGGGGGAGUUCACGCUCAAGUCGUCGCGGAAGCAACGGGCUCCGACGACAGGGGGAGCGGAACAUACAAGUGCGCGGUGGACACGCAGUCGCUCUUUGCGUUCGGGAAAAGGACGGCCGAGUUCUGCACAAGGAGGUGGUUUCGAGUGGUGUGAGUGGUGGAUCGAAAGAGGUCGAUCGAGAAGGGGAACAACAACAAGCUCAAGCAAGGCUCAAGGACGGCUACAAGGCGUCAAGGGACGACGUGGUGGUGAACAUGAGGAAGCCGGGAAACCUAGCGAACGCGGCAGCAACGGAUACGCUGGCCAGCGCGCAGGUGGUAAACCCUACAAGAAUGUAUGCAGUGAAAAGGCUGCAGCUGACAAGCAUCAUGCGGAGAGCAGCAGAAUGGCUGUACGCUCGUGACCAAGACGGCUACGACUCAUGUCGUCGAGGGGGAGUGUUGGAAGUGCAAGAUGUGCACGUACAUCGACUCCAGAGUAGUAUCCUAUGUUACGGCACAUGGAAGGUUCUAGAAGGAUCUAGGCAUAGUGAUAGGUCUUAGCUAGCGGAUGGUUGGUUAGUUCUCACUUCGAGAUUGGUAAAGCCACUGACGAGGCCCCGGCGGGGGCCGAAACGCGUCUGGCACGCGUUCAAUCCAAGUCAUUCACAUCUACU